Molecule: messenger RNA, 690 nt
Organism: Monopterus albus (swamp eel)
Lineage: Eukaryota; Metazoa; Chordata; Actinopteri; Synbranchiformes; Synbranchidae
Product: C1q-related factor-like
Exons: 4
Coding region: 4-690 (228 amino acids)
Biological process (GO): maintenance of synapse structure
Cellular component (GO): synapse
Molecular function (GO): protein binding
Source: RefSeq, a predicted model, not a curated record
AACAUGAGAGCUAUUGUAUUUCUGUGUCUGCUGCAUGGAGCUUUCAGUGAGAGUAUGCUAUUUACAUGGAAUGGACCUACCCACACAACAGUGCCAGCGAAGUCUGAUACAAACAGUGUGUGUCUGACAGACCAGUCGUCGUGCGGCUGCUGUCUAAUUCAAAAACAGAUGCAGAGGUUGGAGGAGCACUUCAACAAGACCACUGAAGAACUGAACAAGGAGGUGACAAAAUCAAAGACGGCCCUCCAAAAUAUCACAGCCAGCCGGAGUGCGUUCUCUGUCGCUUUACGCAAUUUGUCAAGUAUGAACUGCUAUGGCCCAUUCAAUGAGACCAGCCUCAUCAUCUACAAACAUGUUUUCAUCAACCUGGGUGGCAGCUACAAUGUGCAGACUGGUAUCUUCACUGUUCCCCAUGCUGGCGUUUACAGCCUCACCAUCACCAUCUAUGCCAUAGUUACUGGUGGUAAUACCCUGGCCAGCUGCGCUAACCUGCAGGUUAAUGGCCAGGUGGUGGCUGUAGUCACUGAACAAACUGGCAGAGACCUUGAAGAUAGUGCCACUGCUGUUGUGGCUUUGCCACUGAAGGCUGGGGAUCAGGUCUCUGUCAAGCUGCUCAAAGGAUGUUUAAUCUGCGAUAACAGCAGCCACUACAACACCUUUACUGGCUUCCUGCUGUAUGCCACUGACUAA